GGCGGCAGAGUGGGAAAGAAGCAGCACAGUAAGGAUAGGAUGUUCAUCGCACCCCCUUCAAGCAACUUCCUUUCUGUUGCUGUGCGUAACUACUCUCCCUCUAACUCUCCCUAAACUUCCUCCUUUUACGUUAAUUGUCUCUUCACCUUAUACUUUCUUAACAAUUGAGGCCUUCAUUUACUCCGUUUGAAUAUCCGGUGUGCACAACUGAUGGGAGUAUAUGAUAAAUUGGGUUUGAAAAUUUACUGGAACAUAAUCCCGUGCAAAUUGUGAGUUACUUGUUUGUUGAGGGUCCUUAAAAAGGAGAACUCAAAGUUAUUAACUGCCUCUGCAGUGUUUCUUCCAAUUCACCCAAUGAUGGUUUCAGUUAUUCAGACUAGGAUGAUGGAGGUAACAUGUUUGUGAACUUUGUCCUUAAAUUUUAAAUGUUGAAUGCUUUAGGGUUUAUUUAAAUAUAGCAUCCAUGUCACCACCUUAAUAUUUAAUAUAAAGAAAUUAAUUGUUGGAUUAGAAUCAGUCUUCUUUAAUUGUUUUUGUAGCAAAAUCUGAAUAAAUAUAAUAAACUACAUGAACUAUAUAUGAAUUAUACGAGAACCAAAAAAGUUAUUUAACAUUUUUUGCAUUUUGGUUAAUAUGAGGACGUUAAACUUUGAUGAAAUUUCCCAAAGGCUAUCUUGCAAAUCUUGAUUUGGCUCAACAAAACCUUUUGGAGACUUGGGAUGGCACCUUCUUUUAGGGAGUGGCUCACACCCUUUUGACACAAGCAUUUGUGCAAACACCCCAUCUGCAAGGCAUUCACCUCCUAUGUCAUAUGACAUGUAUUAGUUCAACUCAUCUUGGAACCUCAAACAGGGCAUUCACCUCCUAUGUCAUAUGACAUGUAUUGGUUCAACUCAUCUUGGAACCUCAAACACACCGCACCAAUCGGAGAAUGAAUCUCAUCUGAUCCUAUCCAUUGCGAGUAUCUGAAAGGGAGCUUGUAAGAGGCAAGUGCAAGAUUAAGCUCUUCAUUCGAAGACCUUUCGCCAUUGUUGUUUCUAGAAUAUUGCUUGUCUUGUUGGCGCGUUGUAAGAUCAAUGAGCAAUGCUUGGACAAGAAGGUUAGUUGAGUUGAGCCGAUGGUGAAACUCGGACAAAAGUGAAUGGCUAGCAGCAAGUUGAGAUUUUGUGGUGUUGAGUUCUUGCAAGAUUUAGUUAAAGUUAUUAUUAUGAUGAGGAGGAUGAUGAUACAAAGAGCUAAAUGGGCCAGUAACAAUGUAUAUGGUGAUAAGCCAUCUUGGGAAGAAUAACUUCUCAGGAGAAGUUCCUUCUCAACUUUUUAGCUCAGGAACGCCUCUCAUGCAUCUGCUUCUCGAUAGCAAUCAGCUAACCGGCGAGAUUCCGGAUACAAUUGGACUUGUUCAGAAUCUAACUUUGAUAUGCUUUGAAAACAAUACAUUAAGAGGAUUGGUGCCUCAGAGCCUCAACAACCUUACCAAUGUUGCAGACCUGAUAUUGUGCAACAAUAAGCUGGAAGGUCCCCUGCCAAAUCUUACUGGAAUGAGCUCCCUGAAAUACUUGGAUUUGAGCAGCAAUGCCUUUGAUAGCACAGAUUUUCCACAAUGGCUUUUGACUAUGAAGAAUUUAACAACAUUACGGAUGCAGGAGGCAAACCCGUCUGGCCGAAUACCUGAUGGUUUCUUUAGCCUUCCCUCUUUGCAAUAUGUGGUGCUAAAUGAGAAUCAACUUAAUGGAACACUGAAUCUUGGCCCCAACUAUAGCAAAAAGUUGCAACUUAUUGACUUGCACUCGAACUCAAUUGGGGAGUUACGCAGCAAAAUCAACUGCCUAAUUUCAUCAUAGUGUAAGCUAAUAAAGCAACCAACAAAUUAUCAAUCGCAGGCUUGAAAGUAAUCCAAUUUGUUAUGAAACUGGAACUACCGAAACUUUCUGCAAACCUUUACAAAUCUCAGAUGGAAAUCCACAAAACAAAUGUCCAGCUUCUGGUUGCAGCUCUGAUAAGAGUCUCAGUCCCAUGUGCCACUGUGCCUAUCCAUACACUGGUACUGUAACUUACAAAGCACCUUCCCUUUAUGACUGGAGAAACAACACUUCAAUAGAGACAGAUAUCAAGCAAGCUCUUCAAUCCGGUGGUCUACAUGUGGAAUCAGUAGUUUCAAGCACUCUAGAUUCCAAUCCAUUUGAGUGUUUUGAUUUUAUUAUCAAAAUCUUCCCAUUAAACAAGGAUAGUUUCAGCCAGAGUGAAAUUUAUCAGAUGAGUCUUGUGCUUCUUAACCUCAGUGCUUAUAGACUAUAUGAUUUUUACCCUGACAAAAUCGGUAACUUACUAUCCUUCGAAUCGAAUUGCUUUUCAUUGACUAGUGUAGAGGAAUCAUCAACUCUUGUUAUGUUUUGGACUUAACUUAUUUUUUGUAUUUCUUUGUCAUGAUCAAGAGCCUAAGCAGUUGAGUAACUCAUCAAACACUGCAUUGUUGAUUGGAGUGGCAGUUGGUGGUUCUUUUGUCCUUGUGCUAUUACUACGUGCAGGUGUUUAUGCUUUCCGCCAGAAGCUAAGAGCAGAAAGAGCGAUUUCUCGAAACAAUACCUUUGGUAGUUUUUAAUGAUGAAUGUCUUUUUGUGUCUUCUUAUUAGUGUCUUAACAAUCAAACAUACUACAUGUAUUCAUGAGCAUUUGUGUUAACAGUACUAAUAAUAUUUCAAGAAAAAUUUAGAUUGUGUUGAUUUAGAUGCUAUGGAUUUGAUUUGUAAA
Messenger RNA from Arachis stenosperma, 2748 nucleotides. Its product is annotated as probable leucine-rich repeat receptor-like protein kinase At5g49770. The record is from RefSeq and is a predicted model, not a curated record. Bases 1254 to 1841 code for a protein of 195 amino acids. Gene Ontology annotation, molecular function: protein binding. The transcript has 10 exons. NCBI's taxonomy places the organism in Eukaryota, Viridiplantae, Streptophyta, Magnoliopsida, Fabales, Fabaceae.